This is a messenger RNA of Suillus subalutaceus, 1465 nucleotides long. Its product is annotated as P-loop containing nucleoside triphosphate hydrolase protein. Gene Ontology annotation, molecular function: GTP binding. Bases 288 to 1457 code for a protein of 389 amino acids. The record is from RefSeq and is a predicted model, not a curated record. The transcript has 3 exons. Lineage: Eukaryota; Fungi; Basidiomycota; Agaricomycetes; Boletales; Suillaceae.
CUCAGAGUCAGAUCUCAGACUCUGCAGACAAACGGUUGUAUCGACGUGCCGGCGCACCGAGUUCAAUGUAUGGCGUCCCCAUUCUUUGGUACACCUAUAACGGCAGUACUGCCUUGAACUUGCUCGCGCAGCUUUCCGUGACAUAUCCCGACGUUACUUAAAGCUUGGUUACUCACAUCGAGAAAUGUCCAGACUUACCCCACUGACUCUUUUCUCCAUAUUCUUCACCAACCACUUCUUUCUAGAGAUCAUCGAGGCAGCUUUAUAUAUUGAUAUUUGAUCCAGUCAUGUUCAACAUCAAUGGCAGACGUGUUUUAGCGCUGAAAGGUAUGAGUGCUGCACCUCACAUCAUCCCUCUUCCCAUUCUCACAUUCAGUCAUGCAGUGAUCGCUGGCAUGAACCUUCCUAUUCCAUCUGAUCCCAUGCCCAUCGGUUAUUAUGUCCGUGUCUCUACCUCCAAUGGUCGGUGGAACACCACCAUCAAGGCUGCAGAGGCGAACCACAAUGUUUCAUGGAAUGAAACUCUCAACAUCCACGGGCCCCCACUGACAUUUUUCCGGCGGCUCAUGUCCAUGUUCUCCCGUACAUCCGAAAAAAUGCGCCUCGAAAUUCAUGCCUUAUACGAGUUUGGGCCCCCUGAGCCUGCAUAUGCGUUUGAGCCCCCUGAGUCUGUAUGUGUGUUUGAGACAACUUUCGAACAACUGCUCGGACGUGGCGGACAAUCCACAACACUCCCGGCUAUCAAUAACCUGGGUAUAUCUCUUAUAUUGGAAGCGCAGCGUAGUAUUGAAAUAACUCCACACGCAUCAUCAGGCAGCCCCGAAACGCGCGAACGGGAAAGAAACAUUGUUAUCUUCGGCGAGACUGGCUCUGGGAAAAGUUCGUUCAUCAACACAAUCGCACAAAGGCAGCUUGCAAGGACAUUCAAUGAUGCACAUGGGUGCACUUCUACCCCUGAACGCUAUCCAGUAGAAAUUUCCGGCAGGAAAUACGUCCUGAUUGAUACCCCAGGUCUCAAUGAGCCGCCCGAAGGCACAGUACCAGACGUGAAGGCAAAAGAACUGUUGAAUAGCCUGUUGCGUGAGCUCAUGGGCUCUAGGUCGGAUGACAUCGGCCUUCUAGUGUACUGCGUGCGCAGCAGGACUCACCCUUACAACUUCGUUAAGGCCUAUAACAAGGUCUACUCUGAGAUCUGCCAUAAGAGAGUACCAAUCAUCCUCGUCGUCGAAGGAUGGAGGAAUGAGCGGGAAAUGGAGAGUUGGUGGAUUACCAACGCCGAGCAAUGCAAUAGAUAUGGUAUGCAUUUCGAAAACUAUCCAUACGACUCAGCUGCAGAGCAGAUUGGCUUUUGCCCAACCUCAUUGCAAAGCACUAUGCAGUCGACACCAGUCGGUCUAAGGGUGUUCCAGGAGCGUGAUGCGCAUCGUCUCAUGGUCAAAGUACUACCCGGUGAAUAACAGCAAAG